Staurois parvus is the source of this 430-nucleotide messenger RNA. The record is from the annotation of a GenBank genome assembly. NCBI's taxonomy places the organism in Eukaryota, Metazoa, Chordata, Amphibia, Anura, Ranidae.
GAGAGCAGAUAUAGUGAAUGCAGGGUCCAGGGAGAGCAGAUAUAGUGAAUGCAGGGUCCGUGGAGACCAGAUAUAGUGAAUGCAGGGUCCGUGGAGACCAGAUAUAGUGAAUGCAGGGUCCGGGGAUACCAGAUAUAGUGAAUGCAGGGUCCGGGGUCCAGAUAUAGUGAAUGCAGGGUCCAGGGAGAGCAGUGAUAUAGUGAAUGCAGGGUCCGGGGAGAGCAGAUAUAGUGAAUGCAGGGUCCAGAGGAGAGGGCAGGGAGAGAUAUAGUGAAUGCAGGGUCCAGGGAGAGCAGAUAUAGUACAGGGUCCAGGGGAGAGCGGAUAUACUGAAUGCAGGGUCCGGGGAGAGCGGAUAUAGUGAAUGCUGGGUCCAGAGAGACCAGAUAUACUGAAUGCAGGGUCCAGUGGAGAGCGGAUAUAAUGAAUG